CGGCGCCGAGCCGUGUUUACCCGCCGCCGGCCCCCGCCGCGCCGACAGGGGGCGCCGCCGCCGCCGCUCCGUCCCGCCGGCCGCCGCCCCGAGGAGAAGGCGGAAGUGGCGGCGGCGGCCGUGGGGCCGGCGAGCAUUUCUGAGUGAUACUUGAUCAGCUACUAUGAGCCUGCUACAUAGUGAUAACAGUUGUGGAGCCCGAAACCUGGAAAGUGGCUGCUGUGCAGCCAUGGCCAGUGCCUGCAGUGUUGGAGCGAAAGAAGACAGUGUAAGCGUGAGCAGUGGGGCUGGAAACCCUCCAAGCUCUUUCACAGAGGAAACUCAAGGAUAUGAUGUGGAGUUUGAUCCACCCUUGGAAAGUAAAUAUGAAUGUCCAAUCUGUUUGAUGGCUCUUCGGGAAGCAGUGCAGACACCAUGUGGACACCGCUUUUGCAAAGGCUGCAUUGUCAAAUCAAUCAGAGAUGCCGGUCAUAAAUGUCCAGUAGACAACGAAAUUCUGCUUGAAAAUCAACUUUUUCCUGACAACUUCGCUAAACGGGAAAUCCUUUCAUUAAUGGUGAGGUGUCCCAACAAGGGCUGCUGUAUGAAGAUGGAGUUGAGGCAUUUGGAGGAUCACCAGCUGCAGUGUGAUUUCUCCACUGUGGAGUGCCCACAGUGCCAAGGAUCCUUCCAGAAGAACCACCUAAAAGAGCACGUGACGCAGGAGUGUCCAAGGCGUCAAGUCUGUUGUCCGAACUGUGCCACGUCUAUGGCUUACGAAGAUAAAGAGCUUCAUGACCAAACCUGUCCGCUAGCCAACGUGUUUUGUGAAUAUUGCAACACAGUGCUCAUCAGAGAGCAGAUGCCUAAUCAUUAUGAUAAUGAUUGUCCUACUGCCCCCGUACCAUGUUUUUACAGUGCCUUUGGGUGUCCUGAAAAGAUGCAGAGGAAUGAACUGGCACGACAUAUGCAAGAGUUCACUCAGGUUCACAUGAGAAUGAUGGCUCAGAGUUUUCAAAGUAUCAGUGUUACUGCUGCGAAUCCUGUACCCUUCAUCAAUGGCCUACCCUUUGAGCCUGCCCUCUUCCCCCCAGUCUCACAUGCCCCAUACGAUUGUAAUCCAGAAGUCGAAAACUUCAAAGAAACUAUUCAGCAGUUGGAAGGUCGCCUGGUAAGACAAGAUCACCAAAUCAGGGAGCUGAUUGCUAAAAUGGAGACUCAGAAUACUCACAUGGCAGAACUCAAACGUACUAUCCGAAAUUUGGAGGGAAAAAUUACUGAAAUGGAGGCGCAACAGUGUAAUGGUAUUUAUAUCUGGAAGAUUGAGAACUUCAGUGGACUUCAGAAAGCCCAGGAAGAAGAGCGACCUGUUGUGAUGCACAGUCCUGGCUUCUAUACUGGAAAACCUGGCUACAAGCUGUGUUUGCGCCUACACAUCCAAUUACCAAAUGCUCAGCGUUGUGCUAACUUUAUAUCUCUGUUUGUCCACACUAUGCAAGGAGAAUAUGACAGCCAUCUGCCUUGGCCUUUCCAAGGCACAAUACGACUUUCUAUUUUGGAUCAGUCAGAAGGACCCGAAAGGCAGAAUCAUGAAGAAGUAAUGGAAGCCAAGCCGGAGUUACUAGCCUUCCAGAGACCAACAAUUCACCGCAAUCCGAAAGGUUUCGGUUACGUGACUUUCAUGCACCUGCAAACCUUGAAGCAAAGAACCUUUGUAAAGGAUGAUACUCUCCUGGUGCGCUGCGAGGUUCUAACACGUCUAGACUUAAACAGUCUCCGCAGAGAAGGAUUUCAAGCUCGCAGUACUGAUGGGGCUAUUUAACCUGAAAGUCUUAACCAAAGGAAUGGAGUGGCUGGUGGUCAUCUUCAGCCACGGAUUACAAGCAUGCUUCCUGGUUUAUAUAGACUGAAUGUGUAAAGAUCAUAAAAUUCAGUGUCUGAAUCAGUGUCACUCUGCAAGCUAACAUAGUUGAUCUUCACCUGAAUAGAACUUGAUGUUGCUGGUACACAAUAUCUUUUUUUCUCUGGGGUCAUGUGUUUAAAUAUUACUUAUUGUUCUCUCUUAAUGUAGUAAGCUACUUCUGUAGCAAGCUAACUAAAUGAGUGUUGUUAAUAAUCAAAGCUUAAUUGCCUGCAGAAGAAUCCUGCUGAAGUACCUGGACAUCUCUGCUUGGUGAUACAAAAGUCCUAUCAGAAAAAAACUGUAAACCUUUGUGCCUCACUGUCUUGGUAUAGAUGUACCUAUGCUCUAGCAGGGAAAUAGCUAAAUUAAUAAUGCUGAGGGUUUGAGCGUUUUUUGUUUUGUUUUACAGAACUUGGGGAAGAUUUGCCUUGGGGUUGAGAUGGUUUCUAUAUUGACUCAUCAAGAAUUUUGAAUUGGCUGUGCUUCUCUUGAAAUCUCAAAUCAGGUUGAGGCUUUGAUGCCGUCACCAAAAGUGAGAUAUGCUGUGACCCUUCUCUCCUGUGAAGCUAGCUUCAGGAAGUUGCACGUUGAUGUAGAGUUGAUACGAGAAUUUCUGAAAGACGUGUGUUAGUGUUGUGGAGAAGGCUAAAUGACUCUGAGUUGAGUUCACUGAAGAAACGCGUAAGGUGGUCUGAAAGCACCCCCCAAAUUCUCUUCAUUUGACCAAUCUUUUUGUAAGUGUGUAUUCCAGGCUAACAAUGUCAAUCAAUGUUUAGCAUUAGAAUGGGAUACUUCUGUGCUGGUAUGACCGCCUGCUAGUGCUAGACGUUUUUCAGGUUAUGAGUGGAUACACGGGCAAAGGUAUGUACUAACCAGAUAAGGUGUUCCAGUUUUUUUUUUUUUAACUGUUUGUCAAACCUGAAUUUGCACCAGAGUUGAACUUGUAACCUAGACUUGCAUCUGUUCAAGUGAUUCCAUGGUGUUCUGGGGAUGUACAGUGCUCUCCUGUUAAUUCUCAGUGGACAGCUGGCCAUAUCAGCAUCCAGGAGUCAUGGGUAUUUCUCUGUCCCAUUAGACAACAGGAGCUGGGCCACCCUCAACAUUUUGGAGGGGAAGAAAAGCCUUCCAGUUAGACAGUGUGAGGGAAAGACUGCAAUCCUGUUUGCUCUCCACAAGAAAAUUCUGGCUUCCCUACUGGCCCGUUUACCAAACACUAGAUUUGCUAUUUAAAGAACUCAGGACCUUCCUAAAAUUGCAUAUGUUGCUGUUUUCUGUACUGAGUAUGCUAUAUAAAUUAGCUUUGACCAGUCAAAGCUGAGUAGUUUAAGUUCACUGGUGCUAACAUAAGUUUUUAAUUUAUCAUGGUGCUGGUAAAGUUCUGAAUUUUGUCUUUUAAAAAAAAAGUGGGUGGGGGGGGGAAUUGUUCAUCCCAUAACUUAAGUACACAGUCAGAUACAGAAGAAAGAACUAAGCCAUUCAUAAGCCUAUGUUCUCCAUUAUUUCUCUAAACUAGUGAAACAAGCUAAAGACUUAAGAGACUGCAACUGAAAAGAUACUGAACGCAUCCUGGGUAUUUAACCCCACCUAAGCAAUCCAGAAAGGAUCAUCAGUCAGGAAAGUGCAUACUUAAUACAUAGAAGGCCAAUGAAAGAGCACUGUAAUAUACUGAUUUGGGGGGUUCUCUGCUUACCUGCAUGAAAGCAAAAAUUCCAGGAUGCAGCAUAUCACUUUUUCACCAUAUCCAGAUGAAUAAAGUUUAUUUUGCAGAUGGAGCCUAUUAAUUGAAGAGGGGUUAUGUUCCAUGGAGUAUUGCCACUACUGAAACCUGAACUUCCUGGCUAAUGGUAAAUGCAGACAGUCUCAUUGACUUAUUUAGUCAGUUUUAUUUAGACUUCAUUCUGUGCAUUUAGAGGACUGCUGAGUGUAUAUUACUCAAAAUACCAAAAGAUCAUGCUUUAAAAUUGUGGUUUUUAAAACUCUUAAUAGUUUGUUACAUGCAACAGCCUCAACCUAUUAGCCACAUUGUUUGGAAGUGUCUUCGGUUACAGCAUUCUUAGUAGUUAAACCAUUCUUAACCAAGGGCUUUUAAUGUAUGUAACAGUGCCCAGGUCCAGUAAAUGCAGAAAGCAGUUCUUGACACUGUACCUUAGUUCUCUAGUCCUUUUCAGGCUGAUAGUUCUCUUUUUUGGUUGUUUUUUUUCCCCAAGAUGUUCAAAGACUACUAAGGUUCUCUUUUUUUUCAGGCAAAAGGUAGGAAAAAGAUUUGUAAUAUGAGAGCUUCUUCCUGCCUCAGUUCCUUUCUCAACCUCAGUGAUAGUAACAAAACUGCUCUUAGUCUGUGUUCUAAGAGUUCAUAACCAAGAGCCACUAAGUGCAUUAAUACUUUCCUCUGCAAGUUUUGCGUCAUGAACCUUGAAGUACCAGAAGCUGAAUUUCUGAUUUGAGCGUUAUGUUAGUUCUGGUGGGAUUCUCACUUGGGAGGAAGCUCAGUUUGGUGACAGGUUUUAGGGGUUUAAGUGAAUCAGGUUAAUAUUGCACAAUAGCACAACCCAAUAGGAAAUAGAAAGCUAGUGCAUGUAUAAUACUGUAUUGACCACAGUAAUAUCAAUGCUUUAGCUUCACUGCUGCUCCUUUACUGGUUUUGUAUCUUAAAAUUAGCAGGAAAAACUCUGAAUGAUGCCAGAUUACUAUAAUGCCAGAAUUAUUUUACAUGAAAAACUUUCAUAGCUAAUUAUCAAUUAAAACGUUUCUGUUUUGACAAAUUGUAAAUGCUAAUGAAAGGUUUGUUCAUCUUGUUGUCCGACUCUCCUCUUUCUCCCCUCAUCUUCCAGGCUACUCCUUAUUUUAACUGCAGUUCCAGAGCUUUCUCUUAAAAAUAUCAUUUCCAGCUAAUGGACGAACGUAUGAGUCUAGAUUGUUACCAGCUCAGAUGCAGGCCUGCUAUCCUCUUGUUGAACUCUUAGGCUAGCACUGAGAGGUUCAGUCCCUGUAUGAAAAUAUACGUUCAGUGAAACAGCCUCUUCCCGCCCCCCCCCUUCCUCCAAUCUGAUUAUCUUUUGAGAAAUCAUUAUACCAUGGUGGAUUGAGGUGUAACGACAAGAAAUACUUGACUGGAAGCAGAAAGGUAAUCAGCCUUGAGACUUGUCUCCAAAACAAAUCUGGAGUAAUGUGGGGAUUGAACUAGUUUCUUUUUUUUCAGGAAUGGAGUGCUUUAGCUCUGUAACUGUUAAUGCUUUGCUGCAUUAUUGGCUCUCAAGGUGUUUGUUUUAGAAGGUGGCUUAGCUUCUUUUAUCUUUCAAAUUUUUAUUGUUUUGAACAUAUUUAAAGAAGUCAGACACUCUUAGUAUAUGUAUUUGCAAAGCUGCUAUGGCACAAAUUUUCCAAGUAUAGUAUAUUGUAGAUGUGUUUUCUUUUUUGCCUCUGAAUGUCUCUCCCUGCAGGGCAGGGAAAAGUAUUUGACUAAAAAUGCUGGUAUGUCGUGUAUAUGUGGGAGCUCAGCUACAUGAGAUGUACAGACUUGUUUUUUUAGGUGGUAUCGUGAUAUGCCUGGUCAUGUUUGCUGCCAAGGGGUUAAACUUGCUAAUGAAAUAAAAUUAGAAUGGCCUUCCUUUUCUUAUUUAGAAACACUUUCUCAUCAAAUAUAGUGAUAGCUGAUGCAAAGGGUUAUUCUGGGGUCACUGUUAAAGGUUUGCGUUGGUUGCAUUUGAACAGAAGGGAAGUGCUCCUGUUCUCUGGGAAGUAUCAAUAAAUUGUUUAAUAUAUUUUGUAAUUAAUACACAGCUAUAUUUCUGACAGGAUUUUGAAAAAUAAACUAAUUAAACUGUG
Dromaius novaehollandiae (emu) is the source of this 5707-nucleotide messenger RNA. RefSeq names its product TNF receptor associated factor 6 (gene TRAF6). Lineage: Eukaryota; Metazoa; Chordata; Aves; Casuariiformes; Dromaiidae. The transcript has 7 exons. The record is from RefSeq and is a predicted model, not a curated record. Bases 164 to 1801 code for a protein of 545 amino acids. Gene Ontology annotation, molecular function: zinc ion binding; tumor necrosis factor receptor binding; ubiquitin protein ligase activity. Gene Ontology annotation, biological process: regulation of canonical NF-kappaB signal transduction; protein K63-linked ubiquitination; lipopolysaccharide-mediated signaling pathway.